CUUGGGCCGUUGUUAGGGGUGUACGUUUCGCCCGCCGCCGCGAAAACAUAUCGAGUGAAAUACGUAACUUUUAGUGGUAUUUUUUCGUUAGUGUGUGUGAGGAUUUUUCAUUAAUCAUUAAGUACAUACUAACAUGUGACUCGAGAAAUAUAUUGACUAAAACGGUGAAUGCAAAAUGUAGAACAAAAUGGUGGCUGACAAGUGAUAACAAGAUGGAUGCUUUUGGCGGGAAAUUUUGGCGCGCUUUCCUAUUCGCAUUCAUACUGGACUGCAGUGUCUGUCAGCUCAGCUGGACCGAAGGCCACGAAGACCUGGUUGAUUUUGUUCCAGUAUCCACGAUGGGUGUGGAGGCUGUGGUGGGGCGCACCGCCUCCCUGCCCUGUGACAUCGAGCCCGACUCGAACGAGGAUAGAGUCUACAUGGUGCUGUGGUUCAGACACGCCGGUGGAAAACCUUUGUACAGCUUCGACGUUCGCGGCAGGAGUUUCAACAAGGCCCUGCACUGGUCAGACCCUACCGCCUUCGGGAGGAGGGCGUACUUCGUGACCAUGUCCCGACCCUCGGCUCUGACUGUUGACGGCGUGCAGUUAGACGACGAAGGGGUAUACCGCUGCAGAGUCGACUUCAAGAAUUCGCCAACGAGAAACUUCCAGAUCAAAUUGAACGUCGUCGUUCCACCGCAUCAGCUCCUUCUGUACGACGAAGCUGGUCAUGACGUGGCGGGAGUUGUUGGGCCAUUAGAAGAGGGGGGCAACUUUACAUUGCUAUGCGAGUUGAGAGGAGGUCGACCUCAACCAACCUUAACGUGGUUGAUCAACAACAAGCCUAUAGAAGACCACACGGUCCUCAAGAACGACGGCAAGGUCAUCGUGAGCCGGAUCAGCAUAGGAGGAGCCGAGAGGAAUUGGUUGAACACCAGCAUACGAUGCCAGGCCACCAACACUCCGCUGCUAAGUCCUCACGAAAGGACCGCCAGGGUUGAAAUGCAUCUGCGUCCACUUUCGGUCCUGAUCAGUAACAAACCAGGACAAAUGUCGGCCGAUAUGGAAAUGACUCUUGUGUGCGUCUCGCACGGCAGUAGACCGCCAGCUCAGAUAACGUGGUUCAGAGAAAACAGAAGAUACACAAGGGGAAAGCACAGCGAGUUCACCAAUGAGACCACGACAGUGAGCCGGCUGACGAUGCUUCCCCAACCAGAAGACGACGGCGCCAUCAUCAGAUGCAGAGCCGACAAUCCCGUGCUGAGGGUCGCCCUGGAAGACUCAUUCAUGAUGAGCGUUGUCUACCGACCGGUAUUGACAAUGGCAUUAGGCAGCACAUUGAACCCGAACGACAUCAAAGAAGGCGACGACGUAUACUUCGAGUGCAACAUCAAGGCGAAUCCAAAGGAACACCGCAUCACUUGGUAUCACAACGAUGAGCCGGUCCUCCAGAAUAUAUCGUCAGGAGUCUUCAUCAGCACCAAGUCCUUAGUUCUGCAGCGGGUGACGAAGGUGGAUGGAGGUCUGUACACGUGUCGAGCUGCUAAUCAGAUGGGAGAAUCUCACAGUCGGGCCGUUUACCUUAGAGUUCAAUAUGCUCCGACUUGCGCCCAACCUUCUCCCCUGGUGGUCGGCGCGCGACUGGACGAGCCUCUCCGCGUGCGGUGCACCGUCAGCGCCGACCCCGCCGACGUCUCCUUCUACUGGCAGUUCAACAACAGCGGCGAGAGUUUCCAAGUCUCCCCCGCUAGAUACGUGUCCACGGGCGGCACCACCAGUGAGCUCCGGUACCGGGCGGCCAGCGAACGGGACUACGGGGCCCUGCUGUGCCGCGCCACCAACUCGGUCGGCAGACAGAAGCGGCCGUGCGUCUUCCAGAUUGUUCCGGCAGCAAGACCUUCUCCGCCGAGAAACUGUACAACGAAUAGAGUUCUAAAGAACAAUUUAGCGUAUCUUGCUGUGAAAUGCGUCGCUGGCUACGACGGGGGAUUGACCCAGCACUUCACCCUCGACGCUGUGGGAGAAAUCACCAGAGUCCUGGUCAAUGCUUCAGCCGGAUCAAGUGAUUUAAUAGUGCAUCUAAACGUAAGCUGGUCAACCCUGGAGUCUUUGUCGGAAGAUGAGGAACUUGUGGUGACAGCACGGAACAGCAAAGGGGCUUCGGAUCCCGUUCCCUUGAGAGAAGUGGUCUUCAGAGAUGCUGCAAAAAGAGCAGAAAGCACGACAAGAGCGGAGAGCAAGUUUCCCCUGGCUGCAACUUUAGCUGCUCUAGCGGCGAUCCUCACUGCAGUGUCCGCUGUGGUCAUUGUGCUUUUGCGCAAGCGCAACGACAACUCCUCGAACAGUAAACGACCAUCGCAGAGCGUGGUGCAGGUAGACGCUGAGGGCAGACGCUACCUCAUAGCCUACCCUCCCGCUGACAAACCAGAGUCCAAGCCGGAUAUCCUCAAUCCAAAAUCUGACAACGAACCCCCACGCGUGGUGUUGGAGUCAUGCGACAGUAAGAACUACGUCAUCAGGGAGGUCAAUAGUGACCACCGACCUGCGGCAUACAACUCUCACACGCCUGACGAAGGAUUGAUGCCGCAGAGAUAACAAAAGGAAUGUACAAAUAUGGAUAUGUAAAUAAUUUAAAAGAAAAAAAUAUAUGUGUAUCGUUUCAUUGUAAAAUUUCCAAGGGAUGCCAAUAUUUUAAAUUGUAAUGUUUGCAUGAUGAGACACGAAAUUCAGAAAUUAGUUAAUGUUGUUUUAUAAAAAAAAACUAGCGACCCGUCUUCGCUUCGCUUCGGAAACUGUAAUUUAUUAUUGAUUUCUCCACUAUUUAAAGGAUGUUAUUAUACAUAUAAACCUACCUCUUCAAUCACUCUAUCUAUCAAAAUAAACCGCAUCAAAAUCCGUUGCGUAGUUUUAAAGAUUUAAGCAUACAUAGGGACAGACAGAUAUAGGGACAGAGAAAGCGACUUUGUUUUAUACUAUGUAGUGAUAUAUUAUAAUGCUGUAAGUUUUACUUUCAAUUAGUCUCCAAUGGUAACAUGGCUGUUUCAUAAAAGUGAUUGUAAAAUAGCUACAAAAGCUUAAAGCGAUAUAUUUUAAGCUCUCUUCGUCAGCUGUGACUGGAUAUUGCAACCAGACCGAUUUUGAAGCUAAAAAAAAAUUAAUUUUGUAUUAGUAAAAACGAUUUAAAAACCGAUUGCUAGGUUUCACCGGAAAGCUUAAGCCUCAUUCAAUUUUAAAAAGUAAAAUUGAUUUAAGAAUGGACAAAAAAAUUUCGUGUCUCGUCUGUAGAGAGUUUAUAUUUAAUAAAUCUUCCAUAUCAAAAUUUUAUUAGUUUUAAAUAUUUUAAGUGUUAAAAUUUAAGUCUGUUUGUUGCUAAAGUUUCAAAUGUAUUUAUAUGAAUAUAUUAUGUACAGAAAUGUGUGAGGAGAGUUCCAAAAUUAUUUGUUUUAAACGAAUUUUAUUGAUUUUACAAAAUAAUUAUUUCCGACUGUAUAAAUUAUAAACUAAGAAUGUUCACAUUAAAAAUAAUUUUACAGAUUAGGCUCUUGUUUUUUUAUUGGUUUAAUUGACUAAAACUUAGAUAACUAUAAUUCGAAAAAGUUAAUAACUAAAAUAAAAACUUAAUAACCGGAAAAAACAUUCGUGAGUAUAAUGAAAUUUUACGCUUUGGCAUUAGUAAAAACCUUAAAUUUUGGCUUCCAUUUGUUUUAAUUUUUUCAUUUAAAUCCCCUUUUAUAUUUUAUUAUCAACGCUAAUUUGAUAAUCUAACAAUCCAAUAAUAUACUCCACCAAUGUCUACCGGAAAUUUGAUAAAAUUUAUUUAAAACAAAUACCCCUUUAACUCUUCGAUAGGGUAAAUUUUAUUAAUUAAAAAUCGCUUAUGAAAGGUAAUUAUUAAAUUUUAAUUUAAUUAAAAUGAUCGAUGAUCACCAAAAUAUAUGCGUACGUAAAAUUAUUUCUUUAAAACAAAAGGAUUUAAGUGGUCGUAAAAGGGAAUUUACUUAAAUGAAAUUUUGGUAUGUUUUUGAGGUUGCCACGCCUGUAGACGUAAUUAAAAGCACUUUUACAUAACGCUAUUAGUCCCCUCUAGUUCUGCGUACAAAGAAAAAUAAACAACGAUGCAUAUCUAAUUUCAUAUUUGGAAAACAUUUUACCAAAGAGCUUAAUUUAAACUGUAUGUUAGUAUUUGCUAAAGGUCAGAACAGUUUGUGGAUACCACAAUGAAAUUCUCAAUCGAAUCGAAUUGGUGAAGCUUGUCUUUAAAUGAAAUAAACGAUAGUUGAAAUCGUAAAUAUAUUUUUAAGCGAAUUUAAAAUUAAAGUUCACAUACAGAAUAUAAAAUUUUGUACUACUGUAAAUAUAUAUCUUUUUUGUAAGUAAACAUUUCAUUUGUCGUCGUGGGUCAGAGCGUCCGUGAAUGGAUAAAACAUUUCAAAAUUUUCAUGAACCCGAUUUUGAAAAUGAUCCACUAUAAUAAACACAUUCACGCUGUGACACAACGAUGCUUCUUAAUAAUGUUUAAUUUGUAUAAUUUAAGUUUUUCAAAGAGAUAUAAAUGUGAUUGCUAUGAAUGUUGAUUAAAUUGAAAUAUAUAUAAUUAUUAUUUAUAAAAGAAA
Messenger RNA from Bombyx mori (domestic silkworm), 4594 nucleotides. RefSeq names its product neural cell adhesion molecule 2. The record is from RefSeq and is a predicted model, not a curated record. The coding region runs from base 213 to 2576 and encodes 787 amino acids. The transcript is spliced from 18 exons. Lineage: Eukaryota; Metazoa; Arthropoda; Insecta; Lepidoptera; Bombycidae.